This is a messenger RNA of Nymphalis io (European peacock), 2502 nucleotides long. RefSeq lists its product as uncharacterized. NCBI's taxonomy places the organism in Eukaryota, Metazoa, Arthropoda, Insecta, Lepidoptera, Nymphalidae. Gene Ontology annotation, molecular function: tumor necrosis factor receptor binding; receptor ligand activity. Gene Ontology annotation, cellular component: membrane. The coding region runs from base 256 to 1746 and encodes 496 amino acids. Gene Ontology annotation, biological process: immune response. The record is from RefSeq and is a predicted model, not a curated record. The transcript is spliced from 8 exons.
AGGAGCCGUAUGCAACGUUGCGCGGGCGCCGCGUGCCACACAACUCGCUUCGUUUUGUUCCACUCGGUUCUAGUCCGCCUUGCCGGUCACGCGUGUAUUCCAUCGGAAAUACUUUCGGAUAUUUCUCAACACGUGGUCCUAUUAUCAAUAAGUCGACCCGACGUUCUUAGAAAACGAUAAUGGGCCGAUAACGGCUAAUUGCUCCCAGUUGUUAUCGUGAAACAGAUCGCGAGUGCAGUGUCAAUCAAGGGUGUGAUGGCCGAAAAUCGUGCGCUUAUACCCGAGCCUGUCACCAUGUACACCCAGACGGAAGCAUUGAAGGAUGCGAAGGACCUAUCUAAGAACUUAAUGAGUGAAGAUUACGAGCGACAAUACGCGGGUACGGAAAGGGUUAACCGAAGGCGGCACGGGUGCAUCGUCUUCGGCGUGACCGUAGGGGCUUUAGCGGUUUGGUUACUGGCUCUUACAAUUGUUCGAGAGAUACAACUGACUCAUCUCCGAGAAGAGGUUGAUGAGCUUACUGCAAACAUGAUAGCGAUGUCAGCUAACGUGAUGUCUCUUAACCAGAAACUCGAAAACAACAAGUUAUUUAACGAAUUUAAAGCUCUGGAAGACACGAUUUACGCUGAUGAUGACCAAGACAGCAAUCUAGUUGAGAACCCUAAAGGCGCAAACAAGGACAAACAGAGCUUCGAGUCCCUAGAAAAAUUACAUGGCUUAACUGUUUUAGAAGAUGAUACCCAGCUUGCUGACGAUGAAGAUAUAUACGAUGAUGAUGAAGACGCGGAGAGUGGUGACUGGUACCCCGAUUAUGAUCGGCGGCGGGAAAAAGUAAGUGGAUUUAAAACAAUGCAAUUCUACAUUGGUACAACCAAUAUGGUACGUUUGAAACCUGAAGACUUUACCGAUUCAGUUGCGAUCGUCAAACAGGGUCAGGCGUCCAACAUUAAAGAAAUUAAACGCUUACUGAAUGAGAACCCGGAGAUACCUGACAGUGCGUUACCGUCCUUAUUUCCGACGACAGAAGCAAACCAAAGCACUCGUGACAAACGUAGUGUGUUCCCUGACAGCACUUCUGAGAAAAUCGUUGACUUUUCGGCACCUAAAUCUAUUUCCAAAACGGAAGAGAGGCGUAAAACGAAAAAAUUCAUUCCAAGCGAUACUUCUGGCAAGUUGUCUCUACACACCGUGUCCAGAACUGUCAGGAACAGUAAUGAUGAGGAAGGUCAGAGAAGGCCCUUCAUAGCUGCUCACUUCCACGGCAACACGUCACAUCUCAGUACCGAGAUUCACGAACAUUUCAAAGGAAACGGUCUAGUCCGUGUUGCUCACGGCGCGCCACACGACGUGUGGUACCCCGCGCCCUGGACCGUCGCGUCGCCGCACCCACGGCCUACUCUCACCCGGACCGGCCACAUCCACGUCCACCACACCGGUGUCUACCUCGUUUACGUGCAGAUCUAUUAUCUGGAUAGCCACGAUAUAAUUUCGUGGGUCUUACACCGCACAAACGCAUAUAUGGAUGAAAGGGAAACUCUGCUUCAAUGCGCUCAGUCCUCCCACUCCACUGAACGUUUAGAUAAACCGAACUCCUGUUUUUCUGCUGCGGCUCUCUUCUUGAAAGCUGGAGACAGACUCGCGGUGAGAAAUACCGGUGGAGAUAGACACUCUUUGAUGCAGCCAGAAAAGAGCUUCAUAGGUCUCGUUAAACUGGCUGACGCUGCUGAUCCGGUCGAGGAAUUCUAGUUGAGAUAAUAAUACUAUUGACGUUGUUCGCCAUGUGUUAUUCGAUAUUUCGAAUCGAAUAAAUUUAAGGAUAAUUGGAUAUCCGUAUUAAUAAAUUUUAUUUAUGUAUUCUUUAUGGUAAAUCAGAACGAUAUCGUUACCGUUAGUGGACAUUUGGUAUGGAGUUUCUUUGUUAUAUUUAUGUUACAGUAUGUCAAUUGUAAGCAUAUUCUUGCCCAGACUUACUACAUAUAAUAUAGUGUUAUUUAUUUAGUAGUCAAAGAAGUGCCAUUUUGGGAAAUCGAUCAUGUUAAUUAAGUCUUACGUUUAAGUUUGAUACAUUAUUAUUAUUGUCAAAUUUAUAACAACAAUAUUUUUGUGUUAUAUAGCAUUUGUAUGUGUGCGUACUUAUUUUGAUAUUCAUGUUAUUUUUCGAGAAUAUUUUACUGAAAGAAACGCGCAGAUGUCGAUUGUCGUUUAAAAAUCGAAUUGUUACCGUUGGGCUGAUUUUAAUAAUUAUUUAAUCUUUUUUAUAUUUUCAUAGUAUCAACAUUUACGCAUUAAAGUGCAACAUUUAAACUUAUUCUUAGGCUUUAAGUUAUAUAUAAAAGCUAACGAAAUGUUUACGAAAGAUCUGUUAUGCCAUUGAUAUUUUAAGUUAAAUAAUUUAUUCGUGCCUACAUUUAGUAACUUUUAUGCGAUUAUUUUUUGAAAAAGUUAAUGCAACACUGCAUUGUGAAUAUUGAAUAUAUGUUGUAAGAUUAAAGUAGUACAAAA